This is a messenger RNA of Saitoella complicata NRRL Y-17804, 825 nucleotides long. RefSeq names its product heme oxygenase-like protein. Lineage: Eukaryota; Fungi; Ascomycota; Saitoellomycetes; Saitoellales; Saitoellaceae. The record is from RefSeq and is a predicted model, not a curated record. The transcript has 3 exons. Gene Ontology annotation, biological process: heme oxidation. Gene Ontology annotation, molecular function: heme oxygenase (decyclizing) activity. Bases 1 to 825 code for a protein of 274 amino acids.
AUGACCGAUUCACCAACCGGAUCCUUUUGUAAAGACGUGAGCCUCGCCACGCGCUCCGCCCACACCGCCUCCAACCGCAUCGCAAACCUCAAACUCUUCUUCGCCCUCCGCGACGCAACCCUCUUCCGCGAAUUUCUUUUAUCAUUCUACUUCCUCUACGAAGCCUUCGAGUCGGAAUGGAAGGCACAGAUGGGGACGGAUACGCGGAUGGGUCGGAUCUUGAGGGAAGCGUGGACGCCGGAGUUGGAGAGGAGUGGGAGGUUAAGACGCGAUUUGGAGUUUUAUUAUGAUCAUGACGAUAGUAUUUGGGGACGACUGACGAAGGAGAGGAGGGAGUAUGUUGAGUAUGUGCAUGAGAGGUUGAGGGAGAACCCACAUUUGGUGUUGGCGUAUGCGCAUACGCAGUACCUCGGGCUUUUUGCGGGUGGACGGAUUGUGAGGAGUAAGUUGAUGAAGAGUAUUGGGUUUUUCCCGAAGAAGGAGGGGGUUAGUGAGGAGAAAGUUGGACGAGAGGGAAUGGGAAUUUUCACCUUUGACGGCAUCAACGACAUCGCGUCCGAGAAUAACCUCCGACAUAACUUCAAAUCCAAAAUCGACCGGAUCGCGGCGGAUGAACUCACCCCAACCGAACGAGAAGAAAUCAUCGAGGAAGCAAAAGAAAUCUUCCGCCGAAACGGGAAGUUGAUGCAAGAAAUCGAGAUUAGGGGGGAGACGACGAGGAUGAUUAUGCAGAGUGCGACGAAUUAUGCGGCGAUGCUGUUUGCGGUUAUUGCGGUGCCGUAUAUUUCGUAUUUGUUCUUGGUGUAUAUUUGGUCGAAGCACUGA